AUUUGCGAAACCUGACUUGUAGAUAGUUAAGCAGCUUAGAUUAUUUGUUGAUCAAUACCGCCGCCAGUCGAACAAUUUAUUGUAGCACCAGGAGUUUGUUGCAAUUGGUGCGUGAUAGAUAUUCAAACAGAUAUUAUAUUCAUAGUAUUAUUUAUUUAAUUUUUUAAAUUAUUAUCAUUAUGGCUAGCGUCGUAACGAAAUUUUCCGAGUUUUCAAAUAGUGUCGUUUCACCUUCAACGUCAGUUGAUGCUCCUUCUGGAAUUAGAGUACAGGGAAGGAGAAUUAUAAGUUUGGAUGAAGUUUCAUGGCAUGACAAAUCUGAAGAUUGUUGGGUUAUUAUUUAUGACAGAGUUUACAACGUUACCGAUUUUCUUGACGAGCAUCCAGGAGGCAGUGAAGUUCUUUUAGAAUACGGCGGGAGAGAAGCUAGUGGAGUUUUCAGAGAUUCUGGACAUAGCGACGAAGCUCUAAAGAGCCUUGAAAAAUAUUGUAUAGGGGAAUUGCCGGUACACGAAAGAAUUUUCAGGAAGCCUGGUAGGCUACAACUGAGAAAUGUGCAAUAAUAAAAAUAUAAACAAUGAUAUUAGUAUGUAAGAGUGUCUACGAUAGUUUUAUAGAUUUUACAUAAAAAAUAUUCCAUAAACACAAUAAAAAGGACUGUUUUGGCAUGGUUUUAGUUGUUUCUGCAUCAAUAUUUUCAAAAUAUACGAUCUAUGUCACUAGUAUUAAUAACCGCUUAGUGAGAUAUGAUUCUCUGAAAUACGAAUUUCCUUUGCUUCAUUGUUAAUUAUAGUUUCUGUAGGACCAUCAAGACUUUUCAGACGCGAAAAUUGAAGAUUCAUAUUUUUAUAUUAAUUUGUUCAAUGGAAAUAAAUGUUUUCUUUGCUAAAGCAUCUAAUUAUAACAAAAUGGAAUCCAAAAUUGUAAUCAACAAUAUGGCAAAGCAAACAUAAAUCAUAAGUCUUUUAGAUUCAAAAACCAAACUCUCACUUUUAAACAGUUGAUUUACGAGAUCUGAAUUAUUAUAUGAAAAACGAGAUUUUAUUACUUGGAAUUUUCAAUAAAUUAUCCUGUGUCAUCGACAUUUCCGUUUGGAACGUUACAUUAUUGAACAUAACCUCAACUAGAGACCAAUAGCACAUUCCAAGGUCUUACUGAGGCGGUUUGAGUAACGUGGGUCAAUUCAUAACUUUAAGUAUAUGAAACCUGAAUGUACCACGAUAGUCCUGAAGAGAAAAACCAGCCAAGACAGUGGAUUGCGAAGGACUCAACAGUUUUGUUUGUGUUAAAAAAAAUGUCAAAGAAGCUCACGGAAUGUUCAGAUAAGCUUUGGUGAUAAUUUAGUAGCUUUGAAGACGAUUUGCAAGUAGUCUUAGCGAUUUGAAAAUGGAAAAGAUUCAGUAAGAUCGACCACAAAACAGGUGAAAAUGUACACGAACUUGUUCAUUCAAAUAUACGAUUAAAAGAAACCUAAAAAUGAGCUAGCGUCUCUUAUUUUCAUAAUGUCAGUAAAUCUAGUCUAGACAGUGGAUUGCUUGAUAAGUUGGAGGGAGAAAUUGCCGAUAAGCUACUGAAUUUAAUAAAAAAUACUUUUCCAUCAAUAUAACGCAUCUUUUGGUAGAUCACCCACCGUAUUUAGCAGAUCUGGUCCUCUGCGACUUUUUCCCAUUUCUUAAUCUUAAAGUCCCAAUUGAAGAAGUGAAAUUUUCAUCAAACGAGGACAUUAUCGAUUACGUAAACGUCUAUUUUGACUAGAAAGAUGGCAACUAUUACACUGAGUUGCAAGAAAAUCGGCCCUAACACAAAUUCCUAUGUAAAAGGAUCUCCUGAAUACAAAUAUGUCCUCAGUUUUACCACUAUUUUUUACAUAUUUUAACUUGUAGACAAUAAACAUCCGAAAGCAGGUUGAAGGUAAUUCUCGGAUAACUUGGUUAUCGAAACUUGGUACAGUAGUUUGACCAAAUGGUUCAAAGGUACCAGUAAACCAAUGUCAUUUGCUGUGCCCAUAGUUUGGCUUGAACCUCGCAAUCAUCAUUACAACGAGUCUUUACCAAUCACAGUGCCCCACGAACUUAUACUCUAGAAACAGAAAUGGAUUUGAAAGACUUUGAUAUACAACCUGGGGCAUAGAAUGUUAUGUUCACGGAUGAUUAGAAGUAUUCGGUUGAUUCAGUUUCUCGGCAACCUCACCUGCUUACUAAAUCGGAUUUAGAUGAUCUCUUCAGGGAUUUGGAAUUGCAAUAAUAGACAAAUGGAGACGGUUUAUUGAUUCGUCAAAAACAAGCAUAAAAGUUGUCCUGUUGGCAAAUGGGAAUUACUUACCAUCAAUUCCAGUUGCGUACUCUGUUAAUACGAAGAAGACGUACGAAAAUAUCAGCCGAAUCCUUGAUAAAAUUAUUUAUCAUAAUUAUAAAUGGAAACUUUGCGCUGACUUAAAAGUUGUUGCUCUAGUCACGGGUUGGUUCCUUUGAUAAUGGGACAGCUGAGCCCCAGACAAAUAUAGUCAGAAAAAAUGUCACCCGCGAUCCUUUGGUCCUUUUGGCCACUUUCUCACGUCAAACUUGGAUUGAUCCAGCAGUUUGUGAAAGCAAUGGACAAGACAGGUGACACAUUUCAAUUUUUGAAAACUAAAUUUCCUCCUCUUAGCAAAGCUAAAAUCAAGGAGUUUUAAUGGGUCAACUUUUCCAAGAAUCGACGUUGAUCGAAAAGAAAAACAAAACGUGCUUGGUUUGAGUAACCAGGAAACCACAGACUUAAAAGAGGAACUUUUUCAGCCCAACAGUUCAAUAACCAUAAUUGGCUGGAUGAACGAGCAUUAUUGGCGGCGAAAAAUCAAGAUGUCGAAGAUCUCAAUGCGAUCAUUCAAAAUUUUCUUUCGGGACAGUUGGUUUUCUUCAAAUCAGUCGACACCGUUAUGAACCAGGAUGGCGUUGUCAACUAUCCCAUGGAGUUUUUUAAUUCACUGGAAUUGCCUGGAUUACCACCUCACAAUUUGCAGUUCAAAGUAGGAUCAGUCGGCAUCAAACUGCGAUUUUAAACGUUUACAAUUUCUUCCGGUACGCCUGGCCUUUGCGAUGACCAUAAAUAAAUCGCAAGGCCAGUCGUUGAAGUUUGCGCAAUCAACUUGGAGUUUGGAGGCGGAAAAUCGGCGUCUUUGUUUACUUACGCACCACAAAACAAAAAAUAUAGUUCAUCAGAAAGCUUUAAAUUGAUUAACAGACUGUAUCAUAACUGUCAAUAUAAAAUUAAAACCAGUAUUUCAGGAAAACUCUGUCGUGUUGUAAGUGUGUCUAAUUAAUCGAAAAUAAUAAUAAAACUUAAUUCAUACCGAGCAGAUCAUUUUUUAAUUGGUUAUAAUAGAAAAAAGGAUUCUUUUUGUUUAAGUUUAUUUUUUACAAAAGUUCAGAUCUUUUAUUUAUCGAUUGAAGCAGUAAGAAGUCUGCCAGAUCAGCUAGUACAUGCUUAAAUUUAAAAAAUGUGUCACUUCACAUCAGGAUGUAGGAUUUGAAAAUGUCACAACCUGUGACAAGGACGUAGGGAGGGGUUUAAAAGUGUCAAUAUUCGUGUGUCGUAAUUGAUGAAUGACCCUUUAUUUAGACGAGUUAAAAAAUUGACAACAUCGCUGGACUAAAUGUAUAGACGUGAAUGGAAUCUAUGUUGAAAACUACGAAUAAUUAUGGAUAAUUGUGUUUUUUCGUUAUUAGGGAACAUCCAUGAAUUACGUCACACGUUAAGGGGGUCGACGAAGUGUGACAAGGGGAUGGGAGUGGUCCUAAAUUUCAAUAUUGUUAAUUCCUUUAAUUAAUCGUUUUUUGUUUUGUUAACUGUUUGAUUUGAUGUUAAUUUUAUUGAAAAAAUAAUUUAAUUGGAAAUAAAACUAAUUUCGGAACCGCUGUUUUCAUUCAAUAAUUUCUUACUGUAAUUUGCAAAAUAUGUGACGUCACACAAAUGUGACCAGCUAUGACUCACAUAAAUAUGACCAACUGUGACAAGGACGGGGGGUGGGGCAAAAAGUCAUACAAUUCGUGUGACUUUAUUUAUGGAUGAUCCUUUAUGUCGGAAAAUUUUCAGUCAGCCCUCGUAUAUUGUGAUUUUAAUUUUUUUGCUUCUGUUACUACCUACUUUUUUUAAUUUGUAUAUUUAUGUAUGAAAGAGAAUCAUUUUUUUUUUCGUUUGGGAUGCUGAAGCCGGACCUGAAUAUAUGAUAGUUUUUAAUUAAUAAAAUUUUCGUUAUUUUGAAAAUAUAGCUUUCAACGCAGGGCCAAUUUUGCUGAUAGAGGACUCGUAUAUAUGUUGCAAAUAAAAAUUUUUACCAAUAUAUAAUUGAAGAUAGCAGCAUAUCAUGCUGAUUCUAAAAAUUAAUUAUUUUAAUCAACUAUGUUUGUUAAGACGUAUUAAUUGUGAUAAUAACAAAUUUUUUGAGAAAAAAAAUUGAUAACCUUAUUGUAAGUUUGGCAAUAAAUAUUAAUAAAACCACAUUUUUGAAAA
Molecule: messenger RNA, 4488 nt
Organism: Diorhabda sublineata
Lineage: Eukaryota; Metazoa; Arthropoda; Insecta; Coleoptera; Chrysomelidae
Exons: 2
Coding region: 180-563 (127 amino acids)
Cellular component (GO): membrane; intracellular membrane-bounded organelle
Molecular function (GO): heme binding
Source: RefSeq, a predicted model, not a curated record